GGUAAAGUUAGUCGGUGUAUAAUGUUAGCUUGUUACGUUAGUUCUUCAACGCUAGCUAGCUUUCUCCUCCCACCAUCCCUCCCCAGACGUGCAUCUCUCCUCCCUUUUCUUUCAGUUUGUGUGUCCGGGUUGUUUACUCUGCUGUGCAAAUAGACUACCAUUGGCGUCAAUUCUAAAGUAUUAAUGUAAUUCAGAUAUUAAAAGCAACGUCUGCCCAAAGUUCAAUGGAUCUGCGGCAGCAGUGUACAGUUGGACGCGCUGAAACAGAUAUUUCGUCAUGGUCCUAAAGCCGUCCUCGCCUUAAACAAUCGCUCAGUGGUGCGACAGAGAAAACAAAUACAUUGACCUUAUUUUGAGGUUGUUAACUAUAUCUUUCCAAAUAAGGCUGCUGGCUCUACAGCAAUAACAGAAUAAUUGCAAAAAGAUGGCAUCACCCCAGCCAGGCAGUCCGCCCACUGUAGAGCAGUAUACACCUCCACCUGCUGAGAAAGAGGCCUCCAAAGAUCCAGAUGAAAUCAAGGAGCAACCCACCAGACGGAGAGGCAAAGGCAGGCCCCCCAAGCCUAAGCCCACGUAUAAAUGUGCUGCCUGCAAGGAGGCAUUUCCUAGUCCUGCGGCACUACGGAGCCACAAGGUCUCAAAGCAUGCAUGGCUGGAGUGGCAAGGGCAGCACACCUGUGUCCAGUGCAAUAAGGCUUUCCCCAGCCGAGCCCAGCUUUCAAAGCAUCAGCGCUCCCACUCCGACAACCGUCCCUUCCAGUGUCCUCAGUGUCACAAGGCUUACAAGACCCACACAGAGCUGCGCAACCACAGCCGCUCCCACACCGGUGAGAAGCCUUUCGUGUGCACCGAGUGCGGCAAGGCCUUCAUGCAGGCCAUCUGCCUACGCAUCCACAUGACCCAGCACAGCGGUGAGAGACCCCACUCCUGUCCGCACUGUUCCAAGAGUUACCCCACCCUCUCCAAGCUGAAGGUGCACCAGCGGUCACACACGGGCGAGAAGCCCUACUUCUGCGCCGAGUGUGGGAAGAGCUUCGCCGACCCCUCCGUGUACCGUAAGCACCGGCGGAACCAUCAGGGGCAUCGGCCCUACUCCUGCAGCCAGUGUGACAAGACGUACACAGAGCUGAAGGACCUGAAGAACCACGAGCGUUCACACACGGGGGAGAAGCCCUACCUGUGCUCCGACUGCGGCAAAGCCUUCUCCCGGUCCUCCUCCCUGGCCUGCCACCUGCGCAUCCACUUGCAGAACAAACCCUACCAGUGCGGACUGUGCAACAAAGGCUUCACUCAGCGGUCCUCUUACCAGUCCCAUCUGCGCACACACUCGGGUGAGAAGCCUUUCCUAUGCCCACAGUGUGGCAAAAUGUUCUCGGACCCCUCCAGCUUUCGGCGACACCAAAGGGCGCACCAGGGCUUUAAGCCCUAUGUUUGCGACAAGUGCACCAAAAAGUUCCGGCAGCCAGCAGACCUGGCUGUGCACCAGAGGGUCCACUCUGGGCAGAGGCCCUACAAGUGCCAGAACUGUGACAAGGCCUUUGUGGCAUCCUGGGACUUGCGGCGGCACAUGCUGGUGCACACAGGUCUUCGGCCCUUCUCCUGCACCGAGUGUGGCAAGUCGUUCGCUGAGCGCUCAAGCCUCAACAAGCACCGCCGCGUGCACACCGGCGAAAGGCCCUUCAAGUGCGAACAGUGCUUCAAGUCGUUCGUGGUCUCCUCCAGCCUGCGCAAGCAUGAGCGGACGCACGUGGCAGAGAGGCCCCAGGAGGCACCCACGGCCCCAGACGAGGCUACGCAGCCCUUCUCCACGCCCACGCUCCCCCAGUUCUCCUGCAGCGUUUGCGACCUGACAUUUGGCACAUGGGAGGAGGUGCAGGCGCACGAGAGCUACCACGUCACCAGCCCGCCACCGCCACCAACGACCUCCACUGUAGUGGCACUGCCCCUUGGCCCGCACGUGUGCGCCACCUGCCAGGCAGAGUUUGUGCAGCUGGCUGACCUGCACGAGCACGAGAAGAUGCACCCCAAGCCGCGGCCGCAUGUCUGCGAGAGCUGCGGAAAGGCCUUCCUCAAUAAGGCCGGCCUACGCAAGCACCAGCGCAUCCACUCCACCGUGCGGCCCCACGCGUGCCAGGUGUGCGGCAAAGCCUUCCUGUUCGCUGCAUACCUGCGUAAACACUUGCGCACACACCGUGACGCCGACCCCACUGGCCAGAUCGCCCACACCCACACCCAGCCCCUGCCCUCACCCUCGCCCCCUGGUGCGAUGUCCCCCUCCGCAGCUGAAUCCAGCACCAUCUCCCUCACAGUGCCCGUAACAGUGCCAGUGUCGGCGUUUCAGACGGUGCCCACACAUGUCUACAUUGAUAAGGACAAUGGACUCUGAGGUGGACCAUCAGUUAAUCCAUUAAUUAUUUCAAAGCAUGAGGCCUACUGCAUUUUUUGACCUCAUAAUCACAGAUAUAUUCGUAUGAUACUAAAUGAAAGGAAAAGAGUUGACCAAAAAUCUGCAUGUAUGUUUCCAGUAUUAUAUGAUCCUGACUCCAUGCUGUUUAUAGCUGGGUAGGUGCUCUGUGAUCUUGCAGGGUGAUUAGAUCUGCAGUGACAUCUAACACAUUAAGGCAAGUUUCAUAACUGCUAAGAAUGGUGACAUGAUGAGAGUCAAGAUGCAGAUGCACUCCCACGUAGUUUAGUGCAGUGGUUUCAGUUUACCUCUUGCAUCUCCGCUCUUUUACGUGAAUGACUCUGUACUGUUUUAUUUCUGUGAUCUAAGCAUAAUGGUCUCAUUUUAUAUAAAACGCUAUUCAUUUAUUGCCAUGUUUGGGUUAUCCAUAAUCAAUUACUUAAAAACGAGAAUGGAUGGGAUGACAAAUAUUUAGAAACUAAUGUAGUGAACACAUGUGAUUUCUUCUCACACUUUUUCAAUUUUGUGUGACCAAGGUGAGCAGCAUAUACAAAUAUUUAAUACUACCUGGUUGAAGUCACUGAAUGUUGUACUUUAAAUAUUUUUUAUAUGAAAUGGAGAUCAACAUCUGUCCUUUUUCUUUCCCCCUCUGUUGGACAUUUCUAUUUAAUUUAAGUGAGAUUGCGGUAAUGCUCUGUAUCUUUCAGUCAUCUGUCCUCUGGCGGCCUAGCCAAAGCAGUGCUGAGGUCAUGAGUUGUGACUGUUGGGUUGGCACAAUAAAGUCACACAAAAAUA
Molecule: messenger RNA, 3199 nt
Organism: Clupea harengus (Atlantic herring)
Lineage: Eukaryota; Metazoa; Chordata; Actinopteri; Clupeiformes; Clupeidae
Gene: znf668
Product: zinc finger protein 668
Biological process (GO): regulation of DNA-templated transcription
Molecular function (GO): DNA-binding transcription factor activity, RNA polymerase II-specific; RNA polymerase II cis-regulatory region sequence-specific DNA binding
Source: RefSeq, a predicted model, not a curated record